AUUCAAACAAAAGUUGCAGUACGCAGGGCCAAAAUAGCAACAUCUCUACUUUGAAGGAUAACGGUGCAUGUGAAAAUGCAUUCAAUACUUUGGAUCCUGCCCCUUUUGUUCAAAAUAUGCCCAGGACAUGCUUGGGUGGCAAGUAACGUACUUAUGACGGGACCUAAGGCCUAUCUCACCUACGCAAGAAGCGUGCAGGUGGGUGCACAGAGUGGGAUCGAAGAGUGCAGACACCAGUUUGCGUGGGACAGAUGGAACUGUCCCGACAGCGCGACUCAGCUGAAAGGACUAAAACGCGCCACCAGAGAGACUUCUUUCGUCCACGCCAUCAGUGCAGCGGGGGUCAUGUACACUCUGACCAGGAACUGUAGUCUGGGGGAACUCGAUAACUGCGGCUGUGACGUCUCCAACAAUGGAAAAAUAGGCGGUCGUGGCUGGCUGUGGGGUGGCUGCAGUGAUAACGUGGAUUUCGGAGAGAGGAUUUCCAAACAGUACGUUGACGCGCAGGAGACGGGUCAAGACUCCAGGGCUGCUGUCAACCUGCACAACAACGCAGCUGGACGGCUGGCUGUGAGAGCAACAAUGAAGCGCAUCUGUAGAUGUCAUGGCAUGUCAGAGAGCUGCACUGUCCAAACCUGCUGGACACAGCUGUCAGAUUUCAGAGAAAUCGGCAACUACUUGAAGACCAAACACAGCCAAGCUCAAAAACUGGACAUCGACAAAAAGCGCAUGCGGGCUGGCAAUAGCGCGGACAACCGUGGUGCCAUCGUGGACGCGUUUGGCAGCGUGGCCCCGACAGAGCUCAUCUACCUGGAGGACUCCCCGGACUACUGCAGGAGAAACACCAGCAUGGGGCUGUACGGGACCGAGGGCCGGGAGUGUGUGCAGCACGGAGAGGGUUUAACCCAGUGGGAGAGGCGUAGCUGCCGCAGGUUGUGUCAUGAAUGCGGCCUUAGGGUGGAGGAGAGGCGCACGGAGGUAGUGAGCAGCUGCAACUGCAAAUUCCACUGGUGCUGCACGGUGAACUGUGAGGACUGCUCUCAGGUUAUGAUCAAACAUGUGUGCGCCAGGAGGGAAGGUGCUCAUGGGCACGGCUUUAGACGGAAAUACCGUGGACCCAAGUGAAAAAGGAGCUCCUACAUCACAGUGACGUCUGUUAAAUAAGAGCCCAUAUUAAGAUGUUAAAUGUCUGCACUUCCCAUGUCUCCUUGUAUAAAUACUUGUGUCUAUUUAUGAAUAUUAUGUUUGUUUGAU
Messenger RNA from Epinephelus moara (kelp grouper), 1254 nucleotides. RefSeq names its product protein Wnt-8-like. The record is from RefSeq and is a predicted model, not a curated record. NCBI's taxonomy places the organism in Eukaryota, Metazoa, Chordata, Actinopteri, Perciformes, Serranidae. Gene Ontology annotation, biological process: multicellular organism development; canonical Wnt signaling pathway; cell fate commitment. Bases 76 to 1125 code for a protein of 349 amino acids. Gene Ontology annotation, cellular component: extracellular region. Gene Ontology annotation, molecular function: cytokine activity; frizzled binding. The transcript has 6 exons.